Messenger RNA from Fusarium sp. VM40, 1422 nucleotides. The record is from the annotation of a GenBank genome assembly. Lineage: Eukaryota; Fungi; Ascomycota; Sordariomycetes; Hypocreales; Nectriaceae.
AUGUCAUCAAGAAGAUCACAAAGUCCACGCAACUCGAUCUACUCAACCCAGUCAAAUCUGGACCUGAGCAUUGCCGAUCUUCUGUGUCAAAUAUCAGCUGCAAAUCCUGCAGAUGCUUUGCACAUCGAUAUAGCCGCCCCGACCCAAGAUCUCUCUUGGAGCUUAUCACCUGAUUCGAAUUGGCUUGACAUACCUCCUGAGACACCCUCCGUCGCAACGAACUCGCCCGAGAGUCUCUCCAAUACAUCACUCACUCUUUAUACACCAAGCUUGAUCCCAGAUAUGACAUCUCCCCAUGACAAGGCCCUCUUCAACCACUACUCGACCAUUGUCGCUUCCGUCCUAUCAAAGCGUCCAAACACCUCCUCGAAUCCUUAUCUCAGUUAUCUUGUACCAAUGGCCACCUCCAAUCAACUGAUUCUUCAUUGUGUUCUAGCCUUGAGUGCCACUCAUUGGCAAAAGCUUCAACCACGUAUGCAAGACCGGGCUUCAUUCCACAAAAGCCAAGCAACACAGUCACUAGCACGUCUACUUCCACAUGUGGAUGAGAACUUGGUCGAUAUUGCUCUAGUAUCAUGUCUGCUACUCUGUAUGUCGGAACUUUUCGAUGGGACGUCAGCAGGAUGGAAACUCCACCUCCAAGGCGCGAAGCGCCUUUUAUCAACGCUCAAGCUCCAGCCUGGUGGUAACCUGACAGGUCAUCUCAACUUCCUUGUCAGGCUGGCACGUUUCCUAGAUAGUGCAGCAACUACAAGCACUUGCAAACCCCCUUUGAUUGACGAUGCAACUGUCGCUAAGAGACCUGAGAUAACCGAGGAUGGUAGCAGUCAAGAUGCGUCAGUGUAUGGAAUACCAAAGGAACUAUUUCACAUGGUUGAUCGUGUCAAUAACUUGGCUAGCAAACGAGGAACGAGGGUCGACGAGCGUUCGGAGGCUCUAUUCCAUCAGGAAGCAGACAAAGUACAAGGUCAACUGGAUAACUGGGCCUAUGACUACGGAGGACUCGCCGGCGCUGUGGCCUCCCUUUCUCCAGAAAACGAAGACGUCCUCCACGCAACAAUCGCAUUUGAAUGGGCACUUCGACUCCGACUUCACCAAAUCACAGAAGGCUAUUCUCUUGGUGACAAGGUGUCCGAAUGCGUUGAACACAUUCUUGACGCGGCACAAAAGAUCCGCUAUGGAAGCCCGCUAGAAAGCUGCUUGUUGUUUCCGCUUGUUAUGGCUGGAGGUGCCUGUGAUACUCUUGGGCAGAGGAUGAUCGUCCAAGAUAGACUGAUGAUUAUGGAGCGGACUUGCGGCUUUGGGUACAUUCACCAAAGCAGAGAGCUUGUUGAAACGGUUUGGAAGAGGAGAGAAACCGAGGGGAUGGUUAAUUGGGCUCGGAUUCGGUAUGAAGAGAUGAGUGGCUUAGCCCUCUACUGA